CUUACAUCUCGUCGCAGUCGCAGUUGCAGUCGCAGUGGUCGAGGCUGCGACUGCCUCAUAAUUACUAUAUAUCAGGUGUACUUCGUACAAUGACAAAUAAAGCUUUCAGGCCAAAAGACACGUCCUUAAUUUCACGCUUCUCCAAUUACUCUUGUUCUCUUUUGCCAUAAUUCCUUAGUGCCACAUUUACUGAUUUCCCGGUGCUGUUAUGAAUUAAUAGAUGCUUCCUUUUACCUACCUACCUUAUCUCUCUCUCUCUUGUCUCUGGUUUGCAACUCUUUUUGAUUUAAGAGCCUACCUCUUUAUAUUCGCCGAGCACUGCCAUCUUCACUUUUCCCUGACUUAUUUAUCCCAGACCAUUCAAACAUGCCUCCCCGAAAGAGAGCUAAAGGUGCGACCGAAGAGAAAGCCGAAGAGCCCAUCAGAAGAUCAACCAGAGCAUCCAAGAGAUCUGCCCCCGUACAUGUUGACUCCUCUUCGGAUGAGCUCUCUUCCAAAAACUUAACUUUUCGUGGACACGAUGUGAAACUUUCAGACACCAAGGGCCCUUCUGAAGAAGAGGUCGGUGAUGAGAUCACUGUUCGCGUUACCCGCUCCAAGUCUCAUGCAAGCAGCCGCCCCUCAACUGCGAAGAGUGACUCCGCCUCCCAAUCACAUAAGCUUAGAAUUGUUUCGGCCCCAUCUGAGGUAGGAGACGUGGACAUAUUUGAUAUCGACAAUGAUGGGAAGGGAGAUGAACUUACUCACGAGGGACCGGCCAUGAAGAAGAGCAAGCCCAAUAUCAAUGAGAAGCCUUCAAACGGUCGAAAGUUUAGAUACAAGUAUGACAACCCUGACGAGAUGCUUACAAACCCCCUAUCACCACUAGCAACUGCCCAACUUCGAGAACUACUUUGCAGCAAAGUGGCUUGGGACCUAUUAAGCACAGAGGAGAAGCAGCAAGUACUUGCAAAGUUCCCAGACGAGAAGGAGAUUCUCGAUGCCGGCACCGAGAAUGCAAGGCCAAAUAUCACAUCGCUCAGAAACAACAACAACUUCCGGCACGAUAUAGUGCGGUACCAGGAUGACCUGAAAAAGGGAUGGCACGACCCGGAGUGGAUCCGACAGGCACAAGCUGCUCAUAGCAAGCGCGAGAUCGGCUUCUACAACGAGUAUAUUUCCGAUCGCUUUCGGGAAGAUUGGAACAUGGAAAUGCCGGGAGAGGAGGAUAAGGAGGAUGCACAUCAUAUUGAGGGACGUCUAGAAGUGAAAGUACCUGAGAAAGAUGGCAAUGCUCAAGAAGAAGGUCGAGAACGAGAUGACGAAGCACAGAAGAGCAGAGAAGACCAGGAUACAGACCCAAUGAAGGGUGUGACAGACACCUCUCAGGCGAAUGGAGAGGAACACUUGGACAAGAAGAGAUCGGAGCAGGUCGAAGUUUUGAAGGAACAGACAGGUGAUGUGAACAAAGGUGGAGAUUCGCAGGAGCAUCCUUCAGACAUAGCCAUGGAGACGAUGUAGGAUGAAUGGUCACGGUAAUUGUCCUGGCAAUUGUCCUGGCAAGAAGCCAUAUUGGACACUAUGAUAAUGAAAGGUACCACGAAGCUCUAACGAAAAUUAAAUAACAAUACUACACCACGUUUAGGAAGUUAGAAUCCCUAGUAUUCUUUACUGCCCGUUCGGUGUACAUAAUACCCUCGAUAGCCAUUACUUUACAGUAUCCCAGUUCUCGUCUCUUUCUUCUUACACCGCUAUAUCAACUACCACCAGCACAGCACAUGUCCCACCGUCGUCCAACAAUCAUUCACAAUCUAGUCGUCCCGAGGAUAUCGAGAUAAUAGAAGGCGGACAAGUAAAUAUAGGUAUACAAGCCAGCCAACAUCGUCUACUCUAAGACAAAUCGAGGCGUAUUAGUGAAAGCACUUAACCCAAGAUAGGAU
Molecule: messenger RNA, 1919 nt
Organism: Daldinia loculata
Lineage: Eukaryota; Fungi; Ascomycota; Sordariomycetes; Xylariales; Hypoxylaceae
Product: Asx homology domain-containing protein
Exons: 3
Coding region: 367-1500 (377 amino acids)
Source: RefSeq, a predicted model, not a curated record